GCGCCAAAAUGACAAAGACCACCAAAAUCAAUCCUCUGAAUCAUUUGCUGAGCUCCACUGAAAUUUCAGCAAAGCUACUCCCAUGCCAUGGCUCUCCUAAUCAACUCCAUGAACACAACACCACUCUCUAAUCUCAAAUCUCUCUCUUUCCUCAACUCCUUUCCUCUUAAAUUAUCUCAAUCAACCCGAAAAUCUUUUCCAAUUCGUGUUUCACCAAUUAAUUUCACAAUUUUCCAGCAAUUGAACAAGAAAGAUGAAAUUAUAGACAAUGAUAAUAGUUCAAAUCAAUCCGAAGAUUCCUCGAUUACGCAACAAAAGAAGAGAUUGUCGGAGCAGUCGUCGUGGGAAACGAAGGAUUCGAGGGGCAAUGAUUAUCUUUAUAGGCUUGGUGCUGAGGCUGAUAAUAUGAACAUUGCUGUGGGUGCUAAGUCGGGUGUUAUUGAUGAUCUUUUCGCCGGCAAUUUCCUCGGCCGAGACGCGGACAUUGUAUUUGACUAUAGACAGAAGGUCACAAGGUCGUUUGAAUACUUGCAAGGCGAUUACUACAUUGCUCCCUUAUUUUUGGAUAAAGUUGUUUGCCACAUUGUAAAGAAUUUCAUUGCUCAUCAUCUGAACGCUAAAGUUCCUCUAAUCCUAGGAAUUUGGGGAGGAAAAGGUCAGGGGAAGACAUUCCAAACUGAGCUUAUUUUCCGGGCUUUGGACGUCGAGCCAAUUAUAAUAUCUGCGGGAGAACUGGAAUCCGAAAAAGCUGGUGAACCUGGUAAAUUAAUACGGGAGCGAUACAGAACAGCCUCUCAAGUGGUGCAGAACCAAGGAAAAUUGAGCUGUUUGUUGGUCAAUGACAUUGAUGCUGGCAUUGGUAGAUUUGGAGAUACUCAAGUGACAGUUAACAAUCAAAUCGUUUCUGGAACUUUGAUGAACUUGGCUGAUAAUCCCAACAGAGUUAGCACUGGACAGAAAUGGCGUGAAUCGGAUGUUACUCAUAGAAUUCCUAUUAUUGUCACAGGAAAUGACUUUUCAACAAUUUAUGCUCCUCUAAUCCGGGAUGGGAGGAUGGAGAAAUUCUACUGGCAGCCAAAUCAUGAAGAUAUUGUUAACAUUGUUCAUCGGAUGUAUGAAAAAGAUGGAAUAUCCAAGGAUGAGGUUCUCGGCAUUGUGAACACAUUUCCUGAUCAAGCCUUAGAUUUCUAUGGAGCAUUGAGAUCCCGUACAUACGACCGAUCUCUUCUUAAGUGGGUUGAUGAAUGCGGAGGUGUUGAGAAUCUAGGAAGCAUACUUUUUAAGCAAAGGAGAGGUGAUAAACUUCCAGUUUUUGUGCCACCUGAGCAAAAUGUCGAGGCUCUUCUCGAAUCAGGCUACUCUCUUGUGAAAGAACAGCAAUUUGUCAUGCAAAACAAACUUUCUAAGGAGUAUAUGAAAAAUAUUGAUGAAUAGAAUCCAAACUACUUUAUUUAGGACACCCAAUGUGAAAUGUUUAGGUGGGUUAAUCAGAGCAACCCCAUGGAAGAUCUUCAAUAUCAUGUUAUGGAGAAGGAAACAAGAAUUUCCGAGUUGGAGUAUGAGCAACAAUGCAGAGAAGAUAAAAUCAAGAGGUUACAAUUGAAGAAGGAUAACCUAGAAGAGGAUGUUCAAGAAAUGAAGAAUGAAGUGUAUGCGAUGCGAGCAGAGAUGAUGAAUUGUUCGAGGAACGAGAAGAAUUUAUCCAUGGCUUUGGUUUUUUCUUGGAUUUUCUUUGUUGUAGUUUUGUUUUAUGUCAAAUUUUAGGUGGGAUUUUAGGUGGGGUUGUAAUUUCCUUGAAGAUAUAGUAAGGGGACUUGUUUUUAUAUUUGUAGUUUGUGUUCAGAUAUAAUGGUACUUGACUAAUGAAAUGCAAUUAGAAAUAAUUUCUCAAUAUAACAUAAUCAUUGUCUUUAUAGAUGUGAAAGCUGAUAACAUAUAGAAUGAUUGUUCAA
Chenopodium quinoa (quinoa) is the source of this 1952-nucleotide messenger RNA. RefSeq names its product ribulose bisphosphate carboxylase/oxygenase activase, chloroplastic-like. The coding region runs from base 88 to 1434 and encodes 448 amino acids. The record is from RefSeq and is a predicted model, not a curated record. The transcript is spliced from 13 exons. Gene Ontology annotation, molecular function: ATP binding; ATP hydrolysis activity. NCBI's taxonomy places the organism in Eukaryota, Viridiplantae, Streptophyta, Magnoliopsida, Caryophyllales, Amaranthaceae.